AGCCCUGGGGUCUCUCUCCCUCUCCCUUUCCCAGAUCCGGAUGCAGUCAAGCGGAUUCCCCUGCGGCUCAGCUGUUCUGCCCCCUGCACCUGGGCCAGAGGAGCCGGUAGGCGUGGCCCCUGCCAUGGUGGUGAAGGAGGAGGAGGGGGGCGGCGCGCCUGUCCUAGAGGUGAAGAAGGAGCCGAAGGAGGCAGUGGUGGCUGUGGUGAAGAAGGAGGAGGUAGCGCCUCUGCCCGAAGGGGGGGUGAAGAAGGAGGAGGAGGAGCCACUCCCACCGGCUCCCCAGCCGCCCCCCCCACCUCGCAUCAAGGAGCCGCCGGAGCGCCCCAAGGGGAGCCGCGGGGGGGACCGGGAGCGCUCGCGGGACCGCGACAGGGACGGCUCGGCACGCGAGCGUGACCGGCAGAAGAGCAGCGAUGACCCCAAGAAGAAAGACUCAGACCUGCUCAAGCAGCUGCGCAUUGAGCUCAAGAAGGCCCAGGAGAGCCAGAAGGAGAUGAAGCUGCUGCUGGACAUGUACAAAUCAGCCCCCAAGGAACAGCGGGACAAGGUGCAGCUCAUGGCUGCCGAGAAGAAGACCAAGGCUGAGGUGGAGGAGCUGCGUGGGCGAGUGCGGGAGCUGGAGGAGAAGGAGAAGAAGGAGAGUAAGAAGAUGGCGGACGAGGAUGCCCUGCGCAAGAUCAAGCUGGCGGAGGAACAGAUUGAGCACCUGCAGAAGAAACUGGCUGCUACCAAGCAGGAGGAGGAGGCCCUGCUGUCGGAGAUGGACGUGACGGGCCAGGCCUUCGAGGACAUGCAGGAGCAGAACAUGCGACUCAUGCAGCAGCUGCGUGAGAAGGAUGAUGCCAACUUCAAGCUCAUGUCCGAGCGGAUCAAGUCCAACCAGAUCCACAAGCUGCUGCGUGAGGAGAAGGACGAGCUGGCAGAUCAGGUGCUGGCCCUCAAGUCACAGGUAGGGGGUGCUGCAGGGAGUGGGAUGGGGGGCUCAUAGUAGGGUUGCCAACUGUCUA
Chelonoidis abingdonii (Abingdon island giant tortoise) is the source of this 1010-nucleotide messenger RNA. RefSeq names its product E3 ubiquitin-protein ligase BRE1A-like. Lineage: Eukaryota; Metazoa; Chordata; Testudines; Testudinidae. Gene Ontology annotation, molecular function: ubiquitin protein ligase activity. The record is from RefSeq and is a predicted model, not a curated record. Gene Ontology annotation, cellular component: HULC complex; nucleus.